Papilio xuthus (Asian swallowtail) is the source of this 931-nucleotide messenger RNA. Its product is annotated as elongation of very long chain fatty acids protein AAEL008004-like. Gene Ontology annotation, biological process: fatty acid elongation, saturated fatty acid; sphingolipid biosynthetic process; fatty acid elongation, polyunsaturated fatty acid. Lineage: Eukaryota; Metazoa; Arthropoda; Insecta; Lepidoptera; Papilionidae. Gene Ontology annotation, molecular function: fatty acid elongase activity. The coding region runs from base 100 to 888 and encodes 262 amino acids. The transcript has 7 exons. Gene Ontology annotation, cellular component: endoplasmic reticulum membrane. The record is from RefSeq and is a predicted model, not a curated record.
AUUAAGGCUAAAUAAUUUUAAGUAAUAUAGAUAUUUAAAACAUUUAAGCUUACAUUACUUUAUAAGGAUCCACAUUUGUUCAAUAAGAAGUAAUCAAGUAUGGAGAUGGUAGCUGAACACAUGCGUCAAAAAUAUAAUUUUAUUAUCAACGAAAGUGUCUAUAAACAAUCAAGUUCUUGGUUGUUAGUCUCAAAUCCUGGCAGUCUGGUAGCUAUCCUCGCCUCCUAUUACUACUUCUGCACGUGGCUCGGCCCCUUGUGGAUGAGGGACAGGAAACCAUUCCAUUUAAAGAAAACCUUAAUAAUUUACAAUACCUGUCAAGUUCUCAUGAGUUUUUACUUAGUUUACUGUGGAACAGUUUUUGUCUUGUCUGGUGAAUAUAAUCUAUUAUGCGCGCCUGUCGACUACACUGACGGACCUACUGCAAAUUGGGUUGCGGCAGCCGCCUGGUGGUUUUACAUAGCAAAGUUGACGGAGUUAUUGGACACUAUAUUUUUUGUGCUGAGAAAAAAGGAUAAUCAAAUAUCGACGUUGCACAUUUACCAUCACACGAUAAUGCCAAUCAUUACUUGGAUUGGAGUAAAAUAUAUACCAGGUGGUCAAGCUACUUUGACGGCCAUUUUAAACUCAUUCGUUCACAUCAUCAUGUACGGAUACUAUUUAGUUUCCGGCCUGGGACCACAAUACCGAAAGUAUCUUUGGUGGAAGAGACAUUUGACAAUACUACAAUUGAUUCAGUUCGUGAUAAUCGCAAUACACAACGUGUACCCCCUGCUCACUGACUGCAACUACCCCAAAUGGUUUAAUCUAAUGUCUGUUAUAAACGCUAUAGCUUUUGUAUAUAUGUUUGGUAAUUUCUACUACCACAGUUACAUACGUAUUAAGUAAAAAUAUAUAGUUGUUUGCCCUAGAUUUAAAAAUGGUUGCAAUG